AGCGGGGCAGCGAGCUAGAGAGAGAGAGUUUGCAUGACACAAGCAGUGUGUUAAAUAAAGCGUUGCCCGCAGGAGCAUUGUCAGCUGGGAAGAACGGUUUUAUUUGUCAAACUUUUGCUUUUGUUGGAUUUUCCCUGGGAGCUGCGGACGCGCUGCCCUUUGGAUCUUCUCGCCAUUUUCGUGUGGAUUUUGUACAGGUUCUUCGCCCCCUCCUCCUCAGAACUCAUGAAACCAUCUUCCCUUUCUCAUGAUGUCUAUGGCUCUCAUGCCUGACACUCUCAAUGGCCCCGAUCCGUCCAAAUCGGCUUUUCUCGAGUUUGGACACGCGCAUCCGGCUCACCAGCAGCGCUCGCCGGGGCUCCCUCACAUUUACCCCGUGCACGGCUUCCACGCUGCCGGCCAUUCGCAGCACGACGGCUCCUUCCCCGCCAGCGCGUCCUAUGGCCGCUCUUUGGGCUACGCCUACCCCGGCGCCUCGAAUCCUCAUGCACAGUCUUCUUACAUGCCCUACCAGCACAACAACAACAACAACAACAACAGCAGCAGCAGCUCCAGCAGCAGUUUGAGCCUGCACGGACGAUUAGAGCACACAGAUCACGACAAGUCCCCCGCGCUGGAAAACCGGGACGUGCGUUUAAAUGGCAAAGGGAAGAAGAUCCGGAAGCCCCGCACCAUCUAUUCCAGUCUGCAGCUGCAGGCUCUGCACCAGCGCUUCCAACAGACCCAGUACCUGGCCCUGCCCGAGCGCGCAGACCUGGCGGCCAAACUGGGACUAACUCAGACUCAGGUGAAAAUCUGGUUUCAGAACAAGCGCUCCAAGUACAAAAAAAUCAUGAAGCACGGGAGCGGACCCGAAGGCGAGCACCUGAGCAGCACCAGCUCGGCCUCGCCGUGCUCGCCUCACACUAUGCCGCAACUUUGGGACGUGUCCAUGCAGGCUAAUAAAGCAGGUGGCCCGAUGUACCCCAACAAUUACAUGAACAAUCUGGGCCACUGGUACCCCAACCAACAUCCUCACCAGGAUGGCAUGUCCAGGCAUCCGAUGAUGUGAGUGGAUUGUCUACUGCGAACGCCGCAACACGAAUUUCUUGGCUGGAUUACGCGCUCAUUUUGCGCAUCGUUUGACGGGACAUUUAAAAGACACCGAAGAGGACUUUUUUUUUAAACAGCGCAAUGUCUGGAUGAAUGCGUUUUGAACAGGUCGUGUGCAUGAUUAUUAACAAAGGCGUCGAACACAUUUUCUUGAGUAUUGAGCAAACGAACAGACGUCGGGAGCCUUGCUGUGACUUUGCAAUCGGAAAAUUGCGGAGAUGACUCCUUGAAAUGCGCAACACGGCCCAGCGGCGUCUUCAGCGAGGGGACGCUCGAACGGGACCCGGCCAAUCCGAUGUGAGCCGCAAAUGAAACACUGUCACUGUUUUGAAAUGAACGCAUAAAGAUUGGUUAAUUGCUGCUA
This is a messenger RNA of Hippocampus comes (tiger tail seahorse), 1456 nucleotides long. It is a transcript of the gene dlx4b, whose product is annotated as distal-less homeobox 4b. The record is from RefSeq and is a predicted model, not a curated record. Gene Ontology annotation, biological process: embryo development; cell differentiation; regulation of transcription by RNA polymerase II. NCBI's taxonomy places the organism in Eukaryota, Metazoa, Chordata, Actinopteri, Syngnathiformes, Syngnathidae. The transcript is spliced from 3 exons. Bases 248 to 1051 code for a protein of 267 amino acids. Gene Ontology annotation, molecular function: RNA polymerase II cis-regulatory region sequence-specific DNA binding; DNA-binding transcription factor activity, RNA polymerase II-specific.